GCAGCCUAACUAGCCGAAACACCAGUGAAACCGUACGGUUUGGUCCCGCCGUUGCCGCAUCCCCAGAAGCGAAUGUGUGUGCCUGUGUCCUGCUCGUAGCCCAGAGGAAGUGCAGUUUGUUGGUGACUCAUCACAAAAUCGUAGGAUUUUCCCACGCGCGUGUAUUCGGCUGUUUGUGCUCAAUCGAUCGAUUUGUUCGAUUGUAUAGUUAGGCGGAGUAGGCGGAUUUCGAACCGUCUCCUAAAGUGUAAUAAAUCCCCGCACUGCAUGGGACUCGUGUAACAAGACGUGCAACCCAACACACAACCCGGUGCCCUUAUUUUUCCCUUUUGUUGGAAAAUUUCGAGAAUUUCACAACAGGACGUGACUAGCGGUCAGUUGGCCCUGCUGUCGGGCACUGACCAUAACCAUCGACACCUCCUGGUACUGACAGAUACCAACGGCAAACCACCCUGGUGACGGUCGCAGCCCCAUAACGGCUUCCGUUACCGUUCCCCCUGCUAAAGGCUGCCUCUUUGUUUGAGUGAAGUUAAGCUUCGAUUCGACGGAACCGCUUGCUGCUGCUGCUGCUUGUGGUUGUCACUCAACAACAUCCAAACACAACCACGCUCUAAAACAGCGCGUGCCACAUUCCAAAAAGCCACACACAGACCGUGCGAAGCAAAGCCCCCUGUUCCAAGAUGAAGUUCCUCGAGAAUGAGUCGGACAAGAUCGAGAUCGUCGACGGUGAGGUGGAGGUGCCGGCCAUCAUCGAUCAGCUGGCGGAGCAGCUGCCGACCGACAAUCCGUUCUACGUAAUGGACAUCGGCGACAUCGUGCGCAAGCACCAGCAGUGGAUCGAAAAGAUGCCGCGCGUCGUGCCGCACUACGCGGUCAAGUGCAACGACACCGAUCUGGUGUGCGCGACGCUGGCGGCACUCGGCGCGUCGUUCGACUGUGCGUCCAAGGGCGAGAUAGCGAAGAUUCUUUCGCUUGGCGUCGCCCCGGAACGCAUCAUCUUCGCGAACCCGAUGAAGCCGGCGUCGCAUGUGCGGUACGCGGCGAGCAACGCGGUCAAAACGAUGACCUACGAUAGCGAUACCGAGCUGCACAAGAUCAAGCAGUACUGUCCGGAUGCAAAACUCGUCAUCCGCAUCCGGUGCGAGGCGGAAAAGGCCCAGUGCCCGCUCGGCAAGAAGUUUGGCUGCGAUCCGGUGGAGGAAGCGCCCCGUCUCAUCAAGAUUGCCCGCAGCCUCGGGCUGGAGGUGAUCGGCGUCAGCUUCCACGUCGGGUCCGGGUGUGCCGAUUUCCCGAUCUACUACAAAGCGAUCUCGUACGCGCGCGACCUGUUCGACUAUGCGGCCCAGCUCGGCUACAGCUUCAGCCUGCUGGACAUUGGCGGCGGUUUCCCGGGCGAUACGGGCACCUCGAUCGACGAGGUGGCAAUGAUCGUGAACGCGGCGCUCGAUACGUUCUUCCCGGACAAGGCGGUGCGCGUCAUCUCCGAGCCGGGCCGGUACUACGUGUCGUCCGCUUUUACGCUCGUCACCAACGUGCAGUCGAAGCGCGUCUGUCUGAACGCGCGCACCGGCACGAUCGACCGGAUGAUGUACUACCUGAACGAUGGAGUGUACGCGUCGUUCAACAGCAUCCUGUACGACCACCAGGUGCCGCAACCGAAGCUGAUCGGUGGCCAGGCGGGCAAGCAGUACAAGAGUACGCUCUGGGGGCCGACGUGCGACGCGCUCGAUCAGCUGAUCGAAACGAUCGCGCUGCCCGAGCUGCAGAUCGACGAUUGGGUCGUGUUUGAGAACAUGGGCGCUUACACCAUUCCCGUCGCCAGCCCGUUCAAUGGGUUCGAGCUGCCGAAAGUCUACUGCUACAUCAGCCGGAAGCACUGGGAAAUGCUGGAGACACUGUUCCCGCUGCAGAACGAAUGCUCGCUGAUCGCGGCCAGCCGACUGCCGGCCAGCUACGAACCCGUCGCCUGCGCUUGAGGCGACCCCCGGUCAUGGAACGGUCGUACCAUGGCCGUGCGCCCCCUCCGAACGGCAGCCGCUUAUUCCACCGGUUCCAUCGGGACCAGCUUUUACCCGCAUCCAGAUAUGCAACGGACCAUCUACAAAUUUAACAUCCUCGUUAACGCUCUUUACACCGUUGCCUAUCCACACUACGCCAAGACGUACUUCAAUAAACGAAGAGGCAGCCUUUUUUACAGCCUAGCAAAAACGGA
Molecule: messenger RNA, 2212 nt
Organism: Anopheles arabiensis
Lineage: Eukaryota; Metazoa; Arthropoda; Insecta; Diptera; Culicidae
Product: ornithine decarboxylase 1-like
Exons: 5
Coding region: 681-1976 (431 amino acids)
Cellular component (GO): cytoplasm
Molecular function (GO): ornithine decarboxylase activity
Source: RefSeq, a predicted model, not a curated record